This is a messenger RNA of Tupaia belangeri chinensis (Chinese tree shrew), 1638 nucleotides long. It is a transcript of the gene SPATA17, whose product is annotated as spermatogenesis associated 17. Gene Ontology annotation, biological process: mitotic cell cycle; spindle organization; establishment of meiotic spindle localization. The coding region runs from base 74 to 1159 and encodes 361 amino acids. The record is from RefSeq and is a predicted model, not a curated record. Gene Ontology annotation, molecular function: calmodulin binding. The transcript has 11 exons. NCBI's taxonomy places the organism in Eukaryota, Metazoa, Chordata, Mammalia, Scandentia, Tupaiidae. Gene Ontology annotation, cellular component: spindle pole.
CGGGCCGAUGGUUUAGCCCGGUUGCCAAGGAGACCAAGAGUAACACCAGAGGUAAACCCCAGACCCAGAGGCGAUGGCCACCUUAGCCAGGCUGCAGGCUCGCUCAACCUUCGUAGCAAAUCAGUACUACUUUAGGAACAGUACUGUGAAUGCAUUUAGGAAAAAGGAGAAUGAUGCAUCAGUUAAAAUACAGAGCUGGUUUCGAGGAUGUCAAGUUCGGGCAUAUAUCAGAUAUUUACACAGAGUAGCAGUAAUCAUCCAAAAAUGGUGGCGAAGUUACUUAGGAAGAAAAUAUUACCAACUAGUUGUGAAGGUAGCAUAUUAUACUAUGAAGAUGAAUCUCUACAAUGCAAUGGCUGUCAGGAUUCAGAGACGAUGGCGAGGCUAUAAGAUUCGAAAAUACUGCUUUAAUUAUUAUUACUUGAAAGAGUACUUGAGAGCUGUUUCACAGACUAAUGAUGCAAUUAGGGAGGCACUGGAGGAGUUUGCAGAAAUGAAGGAAAGAGAAGAAAAGAAGGCUAACCUGGAAAGGGAAGAGAAGCAAAGAGAUCACCAAGCCCGAAAGAUGCAUUACCUCCUCAGCACAAAGCAGAUUCCGGGCAUAUACAAUUCACCAUUUAGAAAAGAGCCUGAUCCGUGGGAGUUGCGGUUACGGAAGGCAAAGCCUUUAAUACACCGAAGUGCUGAAGUAAAGCAGAACUCUGAAAGCCUUACCAACUGGCUAGAGUGUACAAGAGCCCGUUCUUUUCCUCAUUGUGAAAUUCUGCCACCUAUUACUAGGAAACAAUGCCAGGGACCCUUCCGAGAUAUCAACGAGGUGUUAGAACAACGCUACAGGCCCCUGGAGCCAACACUGCGGGUGGCGGAACCAAUCAAUCAGUUACAGUUGGCCAGAGAAGAGCUCAGGAAAGAGGAAUGGGUGCGAAAUGUAACUGACCAAAGGUUUUUGCCAUUCUCUUCCUACAAUCAAAAUAAAAAGUACGUCCUGUCAUUACAUUCAUCAAGCAAGUAUGGUUUCGAUUCUUACGGAAAAGAGCAUUUCCGAAGUGAAGAUCCUAAGAAAUGGAUCAGUAACAAGGAUUUCCAAACUGUGUUACCGCCUUUUGAUCUCUUCUCAAAGUAUGGUAAAUUGUAUUCAAAAGCUGGACAAAUUAUAUAAAGAGAUUUCCUUCCUAAAGGACUGUAUUAAGAAGUUUUGUGACUUUUGCAAGAGAAUAUAUAGAUGGUGUGAUGUAGCCUUAAGCUUCCUCCACUUGCCACUCUGUGAAUUGAGCUGGGUUAUGUCAUUUCCUCUCAUGCCUAUAACGCAGCCUUAAGAAUAAUGACCCUGCAAUGUGGCUCUGCUGAAAAUGGCUUUUCCUGUGCCAGAAAAAGAUGAUUCAUACUUGGCUUAGGAGCCAUUUCUGGAAACUGCCAGAACAAAGGACAGAGGUAAUUCACUAAGGGACUCCAUCAUCAUUCAAUCCAAUUUGGAAAUGAUGGCAUAUCACGAAAUACAAACAUUUUCAUUAAUAUAUUUACACACACACACACACACACACACACACACACAGGUGUGUAUGCUAUGUACGCAUCAGCGUGAAAGUAUUUAUAAUGCAGAUGUCUUAACACAUGCACAUAUCGUGAGGAUAUUUAUUU